AGUUGGAUAACCUACAUAUUAGUAAACUGCGUGAUCGGUGAUUAGUUUGACCAUUCGAAGCCGAAUGCUCUGUUUGUUUAUUACUCUUCAAGAUGACAGAGGAAGUUCAAAGACAUUCUGUACAUACUCUUGUUUUCCGUUCUUUGAAAAGGACACAUGACAUGUUUUUAAAUAGUCAAGGAAGUCUUCCUCCCGUUGAUGAAUUAGCGGAAAAAAUUAAAAGAGGCAUAAAAUCCCGUGACAGUUAUAGUCUUGUAUUAGAUAAAGUUAAACAGAGUAAAUCAGUUCGAAGUAUCAGUUCUGAAAUGAAACAGGACCGAACAUUUGAUUCAGAUGGAAAUGCUGAUAUACAAGAGCAAACUGAAACCUCGGUGGUACCUUAUAACAGUGGAGGUGCAGUGGCUGUACAACAAAAUACCACUAUCACUUCCAUUAUACCAAGGAAGGCUCCAGCAAUGCCUAAACCGAAAUGGCAUGCUCCUUGGAAGUUAUACAGAGUAAUUUCUGGUCAUUUAGGAUGGGUUCGUUGUGUCACUGUGGAGCCUGGUAAUGAGUGGUUUGCUACCGGAUCAGCCGACAGGGUUAUUAAAGUUUGGGAGCUGGCUACAGGUAAACUGAAAGUUUCACUAACUGGCCAUAUAAGCAGUGUCCGUGGUCUUGCUGUCAGUCCUCGGCAUCCAUACUUGUUCAGCUGUGGAGAAGAUAGACAAGUCAAGUGUUGGGAUCUCGAAUACAAUAAGGUUAUAAGGCAUUACCACGGCCAUUUAAGUGCUGUAUAUUCUCUUGCUCUGCACCCAACAAUAGAUGUUCUAAUCACAGCUGGUCGAGAUGCGACUGCAAGAGUAUGGGACAUGAGAACAAAGGCAAAUGUUCACACUUUGACUGGGCACACUAAUACUAUUGCGAGUGUUAUCUCGCAAGCUGCUGAACCACAGGUAAUUACUGGUAGUCAUGAUUGUACAAUAAGACUCUGGGAUUUGGCUGCUGGGAAAUCCAUUGCAACACUUACCAAUCAUAAAAAAAGUAUACGAGCUGUUACCUUUCAUCCUACUUUAUAUAUGUUUGCAUCUGCAAGUCCCGACAACAUAAAACAAUGGAAAUGCCCAGAAGGAGUGUUUAUCCAGAACUUAUCAGGACACAAUGCCAUCGUGAAUUGUUUAGCAAUCAAUCCAGAGGGAGUCUUAGUUUCGGGAGCUGAUAACGGAACCCUGCAUUGUUGGGAUUGGCGGACGGGAUACAACUUCCAACGGUUACAGGCACCAGUUCAACCAGGAUCUAUGGACAGCGAGUCGGGAAUAUUCUCUAUGACGUUUGAUCAGAGUGGAAGUAGGCUGAUUACGACUGAAGCUGAUAAAACAAUAAAAAUUUAUAAGGAAGAUGAUACCGCUACAGAAGAAUCGCAUCCAAUUCAUUGGCGACCUGAAAUACUCAAAAGAAGAAAAUAUUAAUCUGAUCUAUUAUCUCUUAUUUAUAUUAAAAUUGUCUAAAAUCCUAGUUUAUUAAUUACUUGUAAAUACAUUAUUUUCUAUAUGUUUUUAGAACCAAUGGUCAUAUUGACCAAAAUGUACAAAAUAUUAUAUAAAUAAAAAUGUGUACAUAUAUCUUUACUCAAAUUUUAAACUUAAAAAAUGAACAUAUUACAUUAUGACCUUUACUAUAUGUUAGUUUCAAAUAAAAUUAUUAUUCAUUUAUAUUCCCUAAUGUAAUGAUAUUAUAAGGCCACUACGUUCCAACAAGUUAAUUUGAUAAUUAGUUAAUGAUUGUUUAUGACCUGAUGAUCAGGAAAUGGCCUCAAAGGGUGCAUCUGAAUUUGAUUGAUAGUAAAAAAUGGAAGCUAAAGUGUUUGCAUAGUAGAAUUUAUGUAGUUUCUUUACCAUUUAUAUUGGGUAUAUAUGUCAUAUGGGCGUAAUAAUCCAUCAAUUUAUCGCCCUGAAACCCCUACUCUUGAGUAUAUAAUUGCCUGCAAUUGAAGUUCUUGUUUUUUUUUUUGUUUUUUUUUUCAAAAACACUGCUAUCACAUAGACUUAAGCACUAAACUGUUUGGAGAAUGGCUUAGCACUUAUAAGGAUAAUAAAACAAUAAUAAAAAAAUAACAAUUUAUUAACUAAAAGUAAAUUAAAUGUAAAAAUAAUUAUAGAUCUUAAAAUUUUAUACAUCAGCUACUUUAAAUAAACCUCUUAAAAAAGUUUUUUUAUACAACUUCUUCAUUUUCACUUUCUUCUUCCGUUUCACUGUACUGAUCUACGUUGUCCCUGUAAGUUGUAAUACUUUGUAUGGGUGGUAAGGCGUCUCCCAUAGUAGACCUCGCUGCCUUCAAUCUCUCAGUAGCGUGUUUAAGUUGAACUUCUUUUAAGUGUUUCGUCUGCUCAUAUUGCAGUUUUAAAGAUUCUUCCAAAGAUAUCAAUUUGGCAUCACCAAAAACCGGAGGUGGUGGAGUUGCAGCGGAAAGAUCUCUAACUUUCUUAUUAGCCUCGAUUGAAUUUGAUACCAAUGUUUUGUAAGGCAGAAAUUUCUUUUUUGGUUCAACUUUAUCGAUUUUAUUACUCAAGUUAAUUGCAUAAACUUCUUCAAUGUCAGCUAAUGUUAUAAGAGGUUCUUCUUCUUUUUCAACCCUACAAAACAGAAAAAUAUCAUAAUGGAAACAAUACCAUAAAACAU
Messenger RNA from Nezara viridula (southern green stink bug), 2658 nucleotides. The record is from the annotation of a GenBank genome assembly. Lineage: Eukaryota; Metazoa; Arthropoda; Insecta; Hemiptera; Pentatomidae.